AUGGCCGAAGAUGACGAUAAACCCUCCCCUAGUGGGCGCUCUGAUGCGGCGGCUUCGGCCACAACGCCGCCGCAACCGGAGACCGAAGCGGCGGAGUCGAAGGCCGAUGAUCGGUUGAACGAAGAGCACGGCUCUCCGAACCAACGAUUCGAUAUACGCAAUGUAUCUAGCACGCUAGGCCUACACCUCACAAAGAGUCAGUCGUUAUUGGAUUCGAUUCAGAGGACGCUUGAUGAGCAAGCGAAUGCGGCUGCCAGUGUCACGAAUGAUGGGAACUCUGUGACCGGAAAGAAGAGAAAAGCUAUGCCAAACAAUGGAAACGGCACUCGUGAUAGGUUGAAAGCUUCAAAUUUUCCUGCAAAAAGAUUGACAAUCGGGGAUUGGUCGUUUACAUCAACAUAUGAAAGUGAUUUGAUGGCGAAAAUCUACUUUGCAAAGCGUAAGCUUGUAUGGGAAGUUCUUGAUAGUGGCGGUCUAAAGAACAAGAUGGAAAUCCGGUGGUCGGAUAUUUCUGCUAUCAAAGCAACUUACCCUGAAGAUGGACUUGGAACCUUGGAUGUAGCGUUGGCGAGACGUCCUUUCUUCUUUAGGGAAACUGAUCCUCAACCAAGGAGGCACACCGUAUGGCAGAGUACCGCAGAUUUUACUGGCGGACGAGCAAGCACAUAUAGGAGGCAUUUUCUAGAGUGCCCCUCAGACUUGUUAAGCAAGAACUUUGGAAAGCUUUUCCAAUUUGAUGCAAAACUUAAUAUACUCAGCCAACAAGGAGCCGCCAUAUUGGAUUCUCCUGAUGAACUGCAAUGCCUCAUUUUUGAGGAUCAAGUUGAGCCACAGAUGUGCAAUGUUCCUAAAAUUCUGGAUAAGUAUUAUGCACACAGCUGUAUAUUUGCUGAUCCUCAGUUUGGAAGCACUUCAAUGUUUCUAACUCCAAGUGGUCUUGGAAAGGCAUCAGAAUUUGUCCCACAAUCAAUCACUCUACCACGAUCAGAGACAAUAUCACUUAUAGCAGCACUAACUCGUAUUUUCAGAGUAGAGAUUCGGACUAUUGUUACUGGUAUUUGCCAUAUUAGAACACAAGCUCCAACAUCUUGUGUUCUUAAGAAUAUGAAGUAUGUUCUUCCUGCUUAUAGACCGCUUCUUUUUCCCCCGACAAAUACCCAAACUGUUGCGGGAAAUGCUUUCAGUGAAAUGCAGUAUUUGUUGAACCCUAACUUUUCGGGCCAAUAUAAUGUGCAUAGGCUUCAAGGAUCUGUACGGCCGGACAGUUUCGUGAAUCAAAUGAAUCACGGCAUUUCUGAACAAACGGCUUCAUGUGGUCCAUCUUCAGACAAUGAAAUGUUGGGCUAUCUCAUUCAGUGCCUCCUUGAUGAUACCCACGAUGUUCAAGGAGCCUACGACGAGAAGUCUGUCGUGUCUACAAUUGAUUUCCUUCAUUGUCUAAUUCAAGAGCACCCUGCCUCAACUGCCGAGACAGCGAACAGCGAUGGCACGAGUACAGUCAAUAAUUCAUAUGGCACAAACGAGGUGCCAAAUUCAAGUAGUGACGCUGGUGAUGAUGGACCUCCAACAGCGAUCUCCAGAGAAGAAGAAUCUCAUGGGGACUUACUGACUCAAAUUCCUCGAGUAGCCUCGAUGCCUCAAAUUUUCCGGUUGACAUCUGAGGACUCUGACAAUCGGGUGACGUAA
This is a messenger RNA of Ananas comosus (pineapple), 1686 nucleotides long. RefSeq lists its product as uncharacterized. The record is from RefSeq and is a predicted model, not a curated record. NCBI's taxonomy places the organism in Eukaryota, Viridiplantae, Streptophyta, Magnoliopsida, Poales, Bromeliaceae. The transcript has 8 exons. Bases 1 to 1686 code for a protein of 561 amino acids.